This is a messenger RNA of Daucus carota subsp. sativus, 1182 nucleotides long. Its product is annotated as probable polygalacturonase At3g15720. Gene Ontology annotation, molecular function: polygalacturonase activity. Gene Ontology annotation, biological process: carbohydrate metabolic process. The record is from RefSeq and is a predicted model, not a curated record. The transcript has a single exon. NCBI's taxonomy places the organism in Eukaryota, Viridiplantae, Streptophyta, Magnoliopsida, Apiales, Apiaceae. Bases 1 to 1182 code for a protein of 393 amino acids.
AUGAUGCUAAGCUUUCUUAAGGUCUUUAUAUUUCUGCUUCUUCUUCCUGUAGUUUUAAGUAAACCAGUGGUGAAUAAUGUUCUCUCCUAUGGUGCAAUCGGCGAUGGCCUCAACGACGAUACUAGUAGUUUGUUGAAAGCAUGGGAGGCCACAUGCAAAUUAUCUGCUUCCUCAGCAACCAUGUACUUUCCUCCAAAUCGCGUGUUUCUGACUCAACCUCUGCUUCUUAAAGGCCCAUGCAAGGCAGAAUUCGUGAGAGUGGAGAUCAAUGGCACAAUCACCGCGCCUAGUGAGCCUAAAAAUUGGAAGUGUGGUUCUGAUAAUUGUGAUACUUGGUUACACUUCUCUCAUAUUGAUGGAAUUGAGGUCUCUGGCUCUGGAACAAUCUCUGGACGCGGGCAAAAAUGGUGGGACAUGAAGCGCGGUAAAGACAAGCCUGCUGCGUUGAGGGUUACUAAUUCUAGGAAUGUUAGGCUUAGUGGAUUGAGAUUUAAAGAUAAUCCAAAGAUGCACAUUGUGCUUAAUGGGGUGCAAACUGCAUACCUUUCGUAUUUAAAGAUAGAGGCCCCGGGUCAUAGUCCUAACACGGAUGGUAUUCAUAUAGGCGAUUCCACGGAUGUCCACAUUCAGCAUUGUAACAUAGGGACCGGAGACGAUUGCAUAUCUAUUGGAGGCGGUUCUAAGAAGCUGAGAAUCAAUGACAUUAUAUGCGGUCCUGGUCAUGGGAUUAGUAUAGGGAGUUUAGGAAAGCAUGGCGAUUAUGAUGAAGUCGAUGAUGUUGAAGUUAUAGGGGCUGUGUUCACUGGCACGACGAAUGGUGCUAGAAUUAAGACAUGGCAGGGGGGGAAAGGGUAUGCCAGGAACAUAAGGUUUGAGCAUAUACUCUGUCAGAAUUGUGAUAAUCCUAUAAUUAUUGAUCAGUUUUAUUGUGAUCAUGAAAAGUGCGAAGAUCAUGAUUCGGCUGUGAAGGUGAGUAAUGUGAAAUUUGUAAAUGUAAUGGGGACUUCGAAGAGAGAGACGGCUGUGAAGAUAGAAUGCAGCAAGACAGUGCCCUGCGAAGACAUAGUGUUGGAUACCAUACACUUAAGAUCGAGUCAAGAAAAGAAGAAAGCCACAUCUUAUUCGAGCAAUGCAAGAGGGGAAGUAAUAGGGGAAGUAGUUCCUAAAGUUUUCUUCAACUGA